Molecule: messenger RNA, 4625 nt
Organism: Phalacrocorax carbo (great cormorant)
Lineage: Eukaryota; Metazoa; Chordata; Aves; Suliformes; Phalacrocoracidae
Source: RefSeq, a predicted model, not a curated record
AAUCCCGGCUCUGUUGCUGCCCUUCUUCCCGCUGCUGCCUCCGAGCUCUUCCUGGAGGAUGCUCAAACUGCUGCUGGUAUCCAUCCCCUCCCGCGCCCGAGACAGAAGGGCUGUGGGAGGAGGCUGCAAUACGCAGCCGUGGAGGGUCUCUGCGGCAGAGAUGUGCCUGUGGUUGUUGCUAGAAGAGCAUUUCCGGAGCAAAAGCAUUGCCAAAAACUGUCCAAAUCACUCAGCAACUUUCAGUUUUGAGCGGAGGCAGCGCAGCAGGAAAUGGGUGGCAGGCUGAGACACAGAGUGAAGUUGUAGCUUGGUUUUCAGAUAGGGAAAUGCUUAGCUCGUCUACGGGUGACCCCUCUGGACACAGCGGGUGACGGCUGCGCAGCUCCGGCCACAGCCCAGGGCCCACGAAAGAGCUUGGGCCCUCCAGGUUGUGCAGCAGCGAAGAGGAUGCUCUCCAGUUUCCACCACUGCUGCUCUCUGCCAGCUUUUAUCAUUUACGGUUUCAUUUUCCAAGUUCGCGAGCUGCAGCCAGCUUUGGUUAAUGUGACAGGACCCCCCGGCCCCAUCACCGUGCCCAUGGGCGAGGACGUGCUGUUGCCCUGCCGCUUCUCCCCGGAGCACAGCACGGGGGACAUGGAGGUGAUCUGGUUUCGGGAACAGUUCUCACCCUUUGUGCAUCGCUACAAGGAUGGCCAGGACCAGUAUGGGGAGCAGAUGCUUGAAUACCAAGGGCGCACCGAGCUGCUGAAGGAUGGCCUUACCAAGGGCAGCGUGGACUUGAAAAUUUUCCAUGUCCAACUCUCUGACAGAGGGAAUUACACCUGCUUUGUUCGCCAUGACUCGGACUACAACGAGGCUGUGGUGGAGCUGAGGGUGACAGCCAGCGGCUCUGCCCCGCUCAUCACGCUGGAGCGCUACCAGGAUGGGGGGAUCCAGGUGGCCUGUCGUGCGACCGGCUGGUACCCGCAGCCCCAGGUGCUGUGGCAGGAUACGCACGGGCAGCAUCUCCCAUCCCUCUGGGAAAGCGUUACCCAGGAUGAGAGCGGCCUCUUCACAGCGGAAAGCAACAUAAUCCUCACCAGGGGCACAAACAAGAAACUCUCCUGCUCAGUCCGCGGUGCCCUGCACAGCCAAGGGCAGGGGUCAGCUUUUUACAUAUCAGAUCCCUUUUUCCAAAACGCCCAUCCUUGGAUGACUGCCCUGGGCGUGAUCGUGGUCGCUGCAGUCACUCUCCUUAUUGUCACUGUUUAUCUAUUUAAAAUUAAAGGCAAGCAUGAGAAGAAAAUAGCGAUGCAAGAGGCAGCACUGCGGGACCGUGACACAGAAAUCGAGAAGCAAGCUGAAGAGCUUGCAUGGAGAAGAUAUGCAGUGCCUAUAGAAGAAGUGAAGGUGGUUCUGGAUCCAGACACAGCCCACUGUGACCUUGUCCUGUCUGACGACUGUAAAAGUGUGAAACGAGAAGACACACGGCAGGACAUCCCUGACAUCCCUGAGAGGUUUAACCCGUGGCGAUGUGUGCUGGGCCGUGAAGGCUUCACCUCGGGGAGAUACUACUGGGAGGUGGAGGCAGUGGAUGGAGGAGGAUGGACUGUGGGGGUGUCUAGAGUGGAUGUGAAAAGGAAGGGCGAGAUUGAGUUUAAACCAGAGGAGGGCAUCUGGGCAGUGGGGCAGUGGGCAGGGCACUUCCAAGCUCUCACAUCCCCUAAUCGCACUCUCCUUCCUAAAAUCCAGACUCCCAAGCGGAUCCGGGUCUCUCUGGAUUAUGAAGAGGGACGGGUGGCAUUUUUCAGUGUUGAUGAGGAGAUUCCCAUCUUCACGUUCUCACUGGCAUCGUUUGAGGGGAUAAGAGUCCACCCUUGGGUCUGGCUGGGUCCUGGGACAUGGCUCAAAAUGUGGCCCUGGACAGGAGAUGGGUUCAGCUGCUCAGGAAGCCACAGCUGCCUUCCCACAGCUGUGCGUGCUGAUAGAGGGCCUGGGCAGCCCCACAACCAACGCUGUUGCCAGAGCAGCGCCCGGUCCUUGGGCAGGAGGGAGGCAAAGCAGCAGAGGAGUAAAUGCUGGAGGGUCCACAGCUCUCCCCUCCAGGCCAUGUGGGUCCUUGCCCUGGUCCCGCUCAUCCUCCCGGCCCUGCUGCCCGCAGCCGGCACUACAGACCCAGACCAGCCCUGUCCCUCGGAGAUGAACAAGAUCAAGGACCUCCUGGAGGUGAACUGCACGGGGAAGGCUCUCAGUGUGGUGCCCCAAAACCUGCCCGCAGACACGGGCAUCCUGCUGCUCAGUGCCAACCACCUGACAUCUCUCUCCACCGCCGCCUUCCAGCCCCUCACCCAGCUGCAGGAUCUUGACCUGGCCGACAGCGGGCUGGUGGCUCUGCAAACCGGGCCCCCGCUGCUGACCCUGAAGGAGCUGAUCCUCUCCCGCAACGCGCUGGAGGCCCUGCCCACCCUUCAGGGCCUGCCCGCGCUCACCCACCUGGCCGUGGCCCACAACAGCCUGGUGACAGUGGCCCCGCAGGCUUUCCUCACUGUGCCACGGCUGCAGGACCUGGACCUGCGAGGGAACAGGCUGCAGACGCUGCCCCCGGAGGCCUUUGCAGGGCUGAGGGCACUCAAGUACUUGGACCUCUCCGACAACCUCCUGGAGGAGCUCCCCAAGGAGCUGCUGCAGGAUCUGGAAAAACUGGAGACCCUCUGGCUCUCCGGGAACCGCCUGCGGACCCUGCCCACCAAAUUCUUCCCUGAGGGGCACUUCUUCGCCUAUGUCUUCCUCACGGAGAACCCCUGGCAUUGCGACUGCGACCUGCGCUACCUGCGGGCCUGGAUCCGGGAGAACGCUGACAGUGUCUACCAGCCGGAGCGGGGCCUGGAGAAGACAAAGGUGGAGGUCGCCCCUGAGAAGGUGCUGUGCAACAGCCCCCCUGAGCAUUGGCGGAAGCCCAUCAUCCGCUUUAAGCCUGACUGCGGCAAUGUGGGGGAUGCGGAUGAGGAGGAGACGGAUGAAUAUGAUGAUGAGGAAGAAACGGUGGAGAAAGCUACCACGACCACCUUCUUCUCCCCACAUCCAUCCAUCCCUGAAGAGUACACUACCAUGCCCCGUGCUGUUACCUGGCCACCCCUUGCUACCACAAGACCUUCCCUCAGUACCCCUUGUAGCUCCACCCUUGCCCCAAGCACUUCGUUUUCAAUGCUUGCAAGCACUAGAGCUCCCAGAACCACCACUCCUGCACCAGCCAGUCACACCGUCACACCCACACGGACCCCUGGCACUGCCACCGUCCUCACUGCUGCUCCUACCAGCACCCCAUACAGAUCCACCACCCUUGUCCCCACCAGCUCACUGCCAACCACUAUGAGCACCAGACUUCCCAGCAACAGCAGCCAUCCCCAAACCACCCUCGCCAACAGCACUACCACCACCUAUGCCACUCUUAAGGCUUCCACUGAUGUGUUUUCCAGCAAUUCCACGGCCAUACCUUCUACUGCCAUGGUAGAGGCCUCUUCCAUUGUCAAAUCUUCAUCUCCUCCUCUGAUGUCGACCACACCAGUGGUCUCCACCACCAUGCUUUCCACUCAUGCCCCAACACUGCCAGCUCCCCGGAACACCACACGCUUCACCCAGCCUCCACCUUCCCUUCCACCUGCACCUCUCCCCCUCUGCCCAUGCUCCACCCCAGGACUGCCUGUACCUCUGCUGUGCUCACGGGCAGCUGGGGAGGGUUCGCAGUGGGGGCAGUGGGUGCUGAGGCACUGCUGCCUAUUGCACUGGGUGCUCUACCUGGCCUCCUUGGUUCUGCUGGUCCUGACUGUGCUGGCUCUAGCAGGCUGGCUGGUGUGGAUGUGUCUGGUGGGACAGCUCUACUGGCAGAAGCCCCUGCAGACCCAAGAGGUGCAGUAUCCUCUGCUGAGGUGGAGGGAGUCGACAGGAAGCCCUGUGACGCAUUGCAGCAGCUUCAGAAAUCCCCUCCAGCAUCCCACAUUCUGUACCAUCAAGGAAGUAGAGUUGUGCCCUGAGAUCAGUUACUGCACGAUUAAAGACCUGGGGAUACGGCGCAGUCCUCCUGCAAGUUCCUCUUUCUGCACCACAAAGGAGCUGUGGGUCCACCACGGUCCUCUGAAUACCUCGUUCAAGUCUUUCCCCAGGAAGAUGAUGGUCACAAACCUCAACUCCCUGAGGACCCCUUCUGCUUACAGCCUGGACAGGGGUGUCAAGGCCAUUGGCGAUGUCAGAGUGAAAUACGCUGGCAACACCUUGUAAAUGCUUCUGUACAUUCUGAGAAAGAGUUGGAGGGUUGUGGUUCUGCUUCACAUACCCUUGUUUUACAGUGGAAAGUUCUGCUUGCCCAGGGGAAAGCCAUCCAGCUCCUUCCCCUAGUAUUACUCUCACACACUGUGAGGCUUCUAGACCUGAAAUAAUUACUAGGGUACUCAGCAGGGGAGAAGAUGUCCUAAACUGGUCAGUGACAGUCUGGGGCUUGCAGUGCCUGGUUUCAGGGUGAGUGUGGGAAAGCAGAGCUUUGUCUCCCAACUGCUUCUGUUUGAAUGAUGCACAGAAAAAUUCGCUAUGCUUUCAACUCAAUGCCAGGUUGUUAAUCACGGAAUAAAUAUUCACUUUGCUUGACUUUCAAA